GGAAAUUAUCUUACUCUUCACAAUGGAUUCUAGACAAUUAAAGUACCCGGGGUACAUGGUGUUCUGCACCAUCGUCGCCUGUAUCGGAUCGUUCAGUCAAGGUUGGACUAUUGGAAGUCCAAAUAUUCCUGGCGAUGCCACGCAUAACUGCGCCAAUGGAUACGCAUACGUCAAUAGUUCAUUCUUACCUGACUGUUUGCCAAUGAAUUCGCUACUAUGGGGUUUUUCUGUUUCUUCAUUUUGUAUUGGUGGUCUCCUCGCCUCAUUAUUUGGUAAUUACCCAUUAACCCGAAUGGGUCGCAAGAAGACUUUAGUAGUCAAUAAUAUUGGAUGGGUGGUUGGAGCCAUCCUCAUUGCAUUCUCUACGAAUCCCGCCAUGUUCACUAUUGGAAGAAUCUUCUGUGGUAUUUCUUGCGGUCUCGGAGCUCUUGCCACAACAACUUAUGUAGGAGAGAUUUCCACUAUUCAAGGCCGUGGUGCUAUGGGCAGUAUGAACCAGCUACUCGUUGUCAUUGGUAUUCUCUUGUCUAAUCUAAUUGGAUUACCAUUGGCCAAUGUCCCUCUCUGGCGUCUCAACUAUGCUUUGGUCGCUGUUCCUGCCAUUGUUCAAGCACUCUUAAUGUCCAUGUGUGUCGAAUCUCCUCGUUACCUUGUCUCACAGAACAGACUUCAAGAAGCCAAAAUUGUUCUUCAGAAAUUGAGACCUAAUGCUGAUGUUAGCCUUGAAUUUCAAGAAAUUGUCGCUGGUCAAAGAGGUGAACAAUAUUCUGAAGUCCCCACUGACUCAAAGGCAGGAAACAAUGAAUUGGCACCUUUGCAACAAGGUACUGAAAAGUCCAUUUCACAAGAAUUUGGAGCUGAGGAAUCUGCCGAAAUUGGUGUCAGUCCUCACGAAAAGUCUCAUGAAGCCAUGUCCAUUAUCCAACUCUUCAAACAUCGUGUUGUUCGCAUCAUCACCUUUACUGUCAUCUUCCUUCACUGCACUCAACAGCUGUCCGCUAUCAACGGUGUCAUGUACUAUUCCACCACUAUCUUCCUCAGCGCUUAUGAUGCCCAGACUUCCAUGUACAUGGCCAUUGGAACAUCAGGUCUCAAUUUGGUGUGCACUUUAAUUCAAGUUGCAUUAAUCGAUCGCGUCGGACGUCGUUUCCUAUUGAUUCUGUCUCAAGCUGGCGCUUGUCUUUUCUGUAUCACAUUGGUCAUUGGAGGUUACUUUGUCAUCAACGAGCUUCUCGUUGCUUCGGUUUUCUUAUUCGUUGCUUCCUUCGCUAUUGGUCUUGGUCCUAUCCCAUGGAUGAUUACAUCAGAAUUGUCCCCAACAUACGCUGCUUCCUCAAUGGGUGCCAUUGCCACUUGUGCCAAUUGGUCUAUGAACUUCCUCAUCGGUCUCGUUUUCCCUACUUUGAUGGAUUCCUUGAACUCAUUUGCUUUCAUCAUCUUUGGAUGCAUCCUUUUCGUAUCCACCAUCAUCACUAUUCUCUUUGUUCCAGAGACAAAGGGAAAGCCUAUCGAACAGGUUUUCGCAGAGUAUGAUAAAAAGUAUGGUGGUAGCAAGCAAUGAAAACCUUAACAACCACAAUACUACUACAGUAUCCUGUAUAGAUAGUUGUUUAUAUUUCUUUUCCAAUUUCGCUAUUAAAAUUAUUUACAUUUAAACAUAUCGCAUUGUUGGAAUUGAUGAAUUUGCAUGAAUCAUAGCGAUUGUUUGUUUGUAUGUUUGCAC
Messenger RNA from Umbelopsis ramanniana AG, 1723 nucleotides. RefSeq lists its product as uncharacterized. The coding region runs from base 23 to 1561 and encodes 512 amino acids. The record is from RefSeq and is a predicted model, not a curated record. Gene Ontology annotation, molecular function: hexose transmembrane transporter activity. Gene Ontology annotation, biological process: monosaccharide transmembrane transport. The transcript has 2 exons. Lineage: Eukaryota; Fungi; Mucoromycota; Umbelopsidomycetes; Umbelopsidales; Umbelopsidaceae. Gene Ontology annotation, cellular component: membrane.